Jaminaea rosea is the source of this 515-nucleotide messenger RNA. RefSeq lists its product as hypothetical. The record is from RefSeq and is a predicted model, not a curated record. The transcript is spliced from 4 exons. NCBI's taxonomy places the organism in Eukaryota, Fungi, Basidiomycota, Exobasidiomycetes, Microstromatales. Bases 60 to 515 code for a protein of 151 amino acids.
CAACGCACGCACACUUAAGCACCCUCUCUUACAGUAUUGUACAGGAGAUACCGAUUGCCAUGUUCGCCAGCGUCAAGCUGAUGAGCGUGCUGCUCGUCGGUCUCGCCCUCCGGGUGACCUCUGCCCCACCUCCAGAGCGUCCUCAAAGCCGCUGGCUCGGAUACUGUUGGACCCACGAUUACAAAUGCGGCGGCAUCAAGGUGAAAGCGAUCGACGGCCCCUACCCGGGCAAUAUACAGGUCAGGGACUGUCUCAGCAUUGCACCCCGUUAUGAUCUCAUUGCGGCAUGCCUAGAUCCACGCUGCGUCAAGCGCUGCGUGCCUGUAGACACCAAGGCGGAUGUCUGUCUGGAAGGCGCUGCCCUGUACCGCUGCCUCAAGUUCGUCAAGCCCUACGCCGCUGCUACUGCUCGCGAUGGGCAUUUCAAUGUCACCACCGUUGACGCUCGAGCUUCGGACGAUGUCGAAGGCCGAGCUGUGGAGUAUGGUCAUAUGUUCAUUGAGCAGGACGGAUGA